AUGGACUACUUGUAUGUCGAGAUCAACCCUUAUGAGGUAGACCCUCGGCUGCCAGGCGGCUACACCAAGAAGCAGCUGCCGCUUGAGGUGAAGAAGGCCAUGUACCCUGAUUUCGUGGCGUGCUCCCCGCGGGGCUUGGUGCCGGCCGUGGACAAGGCCGGGGAGAAGGUCUGGGAGUCGCUGCACGUGGUGCAGUACAUCGAUGAGGCGUUCGACCAGCCGCCUUACUUCCUCCCGCGCAACGACCCCUUGAAGCGCGCGCACGUGAGGAUUUGGUCUGACUUUGUGACGGAGAAGAUGCAGAAGAGCUUCUACAUGCUUCUCAUGGACCAAGAUCCCGGGAGCCAAGCCAAGGCCCGGGAGAACUUCUUCCAGGAGUGCCGCACCUUUGCGCGGGCGAUGAGCAAGGAUGGUCCCUACUUCUUGGGAGAGAACAUCUCCAUGGUGGACAUUGCGCUGGCGCCCUUCUGGCAGCGAUUCCUGUGGAUCGGCGGUCACUACCGAGGCCUGGAGAUGCCGAAGGACGAGGACUUCCAGCGCCUCAGGCGCUGGUGGGAGGCGGUGUCUGCGAGACCGGCCUUCCGCGCCACCUUGGUGUGCCAGGACCGCUUGGUGUCCUCCUAUGGCCAGUACAGCCGACACUGGGCUCAUGACAUCUCAUGA
Molecule: messenger RNA, 663 nt
Organism: Effrenium voratum
Lineage: Eukaryota; Dinophyceae; Suessiales; Symbiodiniaceae
Source: the annotation of a GenBank genome assembly